Pogona vitticeps (central bearded dragon) is the source of this 2146-nucleotide messenger RNA. Lineage: Eukaryota; Metazoa; Chordata; Lepidosauria; Squamata; Agamidae. The record is from RefSeq and is a predicted model, not a curated record.
UACUUUCUAAUUCAUAUGUGCUUCAACUUUGGACUGUACUUUUUUAAAAAGAGAAAGAAAACAGGUCAUUUUGCUCAUUCUCUUUACAGAAGUCCGGGAGGAGACUUGGGAGCUAAAAAAAAGAAAAAGAAACAGAAGCGAAAAAAGGAGAAGACCAACUCCGGGGGAACCAAAUCAGACUCUGCCUCUGACUCUCAAGAGAUUAAAAUACAGCAACCUUCAAAAAAUCCAGCUAUUCCAAUGCAGAAGCUGCAAGAUAUUCAACGAGCCAUGGAGUUGCUAUCAGCAUGUCAGGGGCCAGCAAAGAAUAUCGAUGAGGCGACCAAACGUAAAUACCAAUUUUGGGAUACACAGCCUGUACCCAAGCUUAGUGAAGUUAUAACUUCUCAUGGUGCAAUCGAACCAGAUAAGGACAACAUCCGUCUAGAGCCAUAUUCUUUACCACAGGGUUUUACGUGGGACACUUUAGAUCUGAGCAAUGCUGAAGUUCUAAAGGAGUUAUACAUGCUGCUAAAUGAAAACUAUGUAGAAGAUGACGAUAAUAUGUUUAGGUUUGACUAUUCACCAGAAUUUCUCUUAUGGGCCCUUCGGCCUCCAGGCUGGCUUCCCCAGUGGCACUGUGGAGUCAGGGUAUCCUCCAAUAGAAAGCUGGUGGGGUUCAUAAGUGCCAUUCCUGCACACAUUCGGAUUUAUGAGAGUGAGAAGAAAAUGGUAGAAAUUAAUUUUCUGUGUGUCCAUAAAAAACUGAGAUCUAAGCGAGUAGCACCAGUCCUGAUUCGGGAGAUAACCAGGAGAGUAAACCUUGAAGGGAUCUUUCAAGCAGUUUACACUGCAGGAGUAGUACUUCCCAAACCUGUAGCAACUUGCAGGUACUGGCAUCGAUCGUUGAAUCCCAGAAAAUUGGUAGAGGUGAAAUUUUCUCAUUUGAGUAGAAAUAUGACUUUACAGAGAACAAUGAAGCUCUACCGACUUCCUGAUACCACGAAAACAUCAGGGUUGAGACCUAUGGAACGAAAAGAUAUUAAAGCAGUUCAAGAGUUAAUCAACAAUUACUUGAAACAGUUUAAUCUUGCUCCUUUUAUGGAUGAAGAGGAAGUGGCCCAUUGGUUCUUGCCUCAGGAACAUAUUAUUGACACCUUUGUUGUGGAGAGUUCAAAUGGUGUUUUAACUGACUUCCUAAGUUUCUAUACAUUACCGUCAACUGUCAUGCAUCAUCCUGUUCAUAAAAGCCUCAAAGCUGCCUAUUCCUUCUACAAUGUUCAUACAGAAACCCCUCUUCUGGAUCUCAUGAAUGAUGCACUCAUUAUAGCAAAGCUGAAAGGAUUUGAUGUGUUCAAUGCACUAGACUUGAUGGAAAACAAAACAUUCCUGGAAAAACUGAAAUUUGGUAUUGGAGAUGGCAACUUGCAGUAUUACCUAUAUAACUGGAGGUGUCCUGGCAUGGAAUCUGAAAAGGUUGGUCUUGUACUACAAUAAGAGGAAAGGACACUUGUAUUUAUACUUCUUGGAAGUGAUCAUCUGGGCUGUUGGAAGUUCUUGGAUCAGUGCAAUUCAAGAGCAGUAAAAGCACAAUGCCUGAUGAACUUAAAUAAACCAUUGAACUCGGAGGUGUGCGCAGGAGGGGCAUGAAGAAAUCCAUGCGUGACCAGCCCUCCACACAUUCAGCUGUGAACGAGAAAAGCUCAUGAACUUUUUUGUUUAUCAAUGAAAACAAAUAAAGCACAUUUAAUUUUUGAACGCUUAGCUCGCAUCUUGAUAAAAAAGGGGUUUUUCUCUCCCUUCCCACCCUUUCCUGCAUAAGACUGUUUUUGUACAACAACUCAAUUACAGUGGAAUAGAGUACAAAUUCUUUACUGUUACGUGACUGAACUGCUGCAUUUCUAUUUAUUAAGUGGUAGUGUAUGUUUAUCAGUGUUAACCAUGAAGGAGCCAAUUUUGAGUAUUUCUGCUUAUUUCCAUCACAUGGAUGCCAUCGUUGAAAGGAGACAAGUCUCGGGAAUAUGACUGUUUGUUAGGAAACAAUUCUUGGAUGUCUUUUGUAACUGUGGAGUGGUAUCGAAAUGUGCUGGUUUGACUGGUGCAUUUGUUUCUCCAUAAGCAAUGCUGCCAAAUCAAUAAAAACACAGAUUUGUACUUUGAUCUUCAA